Messenger RNA from Trichechus manatus latirostris (Florida manatee), 974 nucleotides. RefSeq names its product olfactory receptor 10Z1. The record is from RefSeq and is a predicted model, not a curated record. Gene Ontology annotation, biological process: detection of chemical stimulus involved in sensory perception of smell; G protein-coupled receptor signaling pathway. Gene Ontology annotation, molecular function: G protein-coupled receptor activity; olfactory receptor activity. NCBI's taxonomy places the organism in Eukaryota, Metazoa, Chordata, Mammalia, Sirenia, Trichechidae. Gene Ontology annotation, cellular component: plasma membrane.
AUGGGGCAGACUAAUGUAACCUCCUGGAGGGGAUUUGUCUUUUUGGGCUUCUCCAGCUUUGGGGAGCUGCAACUCCUGCUGUUUGUCGUUUUCCUCUCUCUGUAUCUCAUCACUCUGACCAGCAAUGUCUUCAUUAUCAUAGUCAUUAUGGACAGCUAUCUGCACACCCCCAUGUACCUCUUCCUUUCUUACCUAUCUUUCUCUGAGACCUGCUGCACCUUGGGCAUCAUUCCUAGGAUACUCUCUGGCCUGGCCGUGGGUGACCAGGCCAUCUCCUAUGUGGUCACUGCCCAGAUGUUCUUCUCUGCCUCGUGGACUUGCACCAACUGCUUCUUUCUGGCUGUCAUGGGCUUUGACAGAUAUGUGGCCAUCUGUGCUCCACUGCACUAUGCCAGCCGCAUGCAUCCUACCCUCUGUGCCCAGCUGGUUAGUACCUCCUUCCUGAGUGGGUACUUCUUUGGGCUGGAGAUGACACUGGUCAUUUUCUGCCUCUCAUUCUGCAGCUCCCAUGAGAUCGAGCACUUUUUUUGUGAUACACCCCCAGUGCUGAGCCUGGCCUGCAGAGAUACAGGCCUGAGUGAGUUGGGAAUCCUCAUCCUCAGCCUGCUGGUCCUCCUGGUCUCCUUCUCCCUCAUCACCAUCUCCUAUGCCUACAUCCUGGUAGCCAUUCUGAAGAUCUCUUCUGCUGAGGGGCGGAAGAAGGCCUUCUCCACCCAUGCCUCCCACCUCACAGUGGUCAUUGUUCACUAUGACUGUGCCUCUUUCAUGUCUUUGAGGCCCAAAGCCAGCUACUCUCUUGAGCGGGAUCAGCUUAUUGCUGUCACCUAUACUGUGGUGACCCCUCUCCUCAAUCCCAUUGUUUAUAGUUUAAGAAAUUGGGCUGUGAAGGGAGCUCUGACAAAUGCUUUCCAAGGAAGAUUACUGGGUAAAGGAUGAGGGGGAGCUCAAUGAGACUGUCUCCUCUGAGCAGGCUG